AUGAACAACUCACUGAGAGCCAACUGCUCCGAGUUGGUUCGUCAUGUUGCGUGUGAAGACACAAUCUGCCGUUUGGACGAGCACAUCCCCUCAGGAUGGGGGAUCAUUCGGCAUUCUGGAGAUCACACUCAUGCAUGGCCGCGUCGCAACAAGCCUGACAAGUACUCCAUGAAAAGGUUCGCGGAACGGGUGACAAAUAACCCUUCGAUGGGCCCAUUGCAACACAAGCUACAUAAGACUCACCUCAAGUUCCUCACGAUUCCAGGUUGGUCGAGCCCCUGCCGGAACACAGGAUAUCAUAUCGUCAUCUGGGAUUCAUCCGUCGUUGGGAAACCUGCACCGUACUGCUUACUACCGACGCAAGAUACUGGGAGAUGCCGGGGUUAUCCCCGUGAAGAAGAUACCAGGUGCCGCGGACAGUUUCCCUUUGGAGAUGAUUCAUUGGGCAAAGAUAUCCACAUGACAUUCCAAACUCAAUGGAUGGCGGACCAGCUUUUGACGCGCGAAAUCGACGGUGGAGUUUACAGAGGUGGCCUCUUAUCGGAUGUGACUUACAAAUUUUUUGCCAACGGGUAUCUCAUGACAACUUCAAUGUACCACUCAACAUUGCGUAGAUGGAUUCCAAUCCAGCUAACCUGGCUGUACGGGCUAUCCGAAGAGCAUUACUUUGCUCACUUCAAUACUUUGAUGAAGCAAAUUAAAAAGGCUCAACUUCUACCAGAGGAACGCGACACACUUGUUAGGCAAGUUGUAGAUUUUUCUGCUGCCCAGAAAAACGGAUUUAUCAGAGCGUAUAUGAAAGUUUUCGAUUGUACUGAUCGUAAGGAAGCUCUGGGGAAGUUAAAAGGCUGUCAGGAGCACUUCCGACAGCAGGUAACCAGGCUUAAGAAGAAUCAUAAGAUUGUUCCACUGCACCUGCAAGAAGAUUGGGUCCGGCUCACCGAAUGCUUGUUGCAUAAAGAUGUUCCAGGCAAGGAUACUUACGAGCAGAAUGUCCAAACUUUAAGGCGGCUAUUCCCAGCGGCGAAAAGAUGGUUGGACUGGUGGCAAGCUUCCGACAUUGAGGCAAUGCUUUUCCGCUCACGUCGGAAGCAGAUUGACGACGACGGCUUAUGUGAUGACCUCCCUGACACUACAAAUGCCCAAGAAUCCAUGCACCGGGUUUAUUACAUGAUUGCGGAAAGCAACUGUACCAUCCAGAUAGGUUUGGUACAGCUGUAUGCUUUUGUCAAGAGCCUUGAAAGGGAUCAUGAAGACCUGCUUCGUGGAGUAAGUAUUGAGUACGGUUCAACUCGGAAUUAUGAGAAGGUUGCAACCACCCUUGGAUGGACAAAGAAGAACCGCAAUCGUAAGGACAAGCACAACGAUGGCCGUCCUCCUGAUACAACACAAGCCCUUCUGGGUCGCAAAAAAAAAUUGGGCCGACCAGUAGGAUCUGUCAAUAUCAACCGCAACCCAAUCACCACCUUUCAAGGCUUCUAUGCCUCAUCGGAAGCCGGUCGCAGGAACAGAUGUUGGCUUGACUCAAUUGCUGAGUGUCUACAUGCCAUCCAGUCGCCACUGUGGUUUCACGGGACCAACGGUAAAGCAACUCAUAUAUAUACAAAGAUAAUGAAGGUUUUGUCGUCGCGCGCGACUUGCGAGAUGACAGAGAAAGGAAGCAUACGAGCUAUAUUGUCCCAAGGGCAAAACACAAUUCACGCGGCUGCUCAAGCAGCAUCAGUCAGCUUUCCCACCGACCAAUUUGCAUCUGCCGACACUUUCUUUGAAGUGAUCUUUGACUGCACGGACAAAAGACCCUUGGUACCUGCUCCAGCUAGAACACUCUUCCGUUUGGCCCGUAUACAAAAGUUGGUUUGUUCACGUGACUCAACUCAUCGCAUCAACAAGACUAUCCCAACAAACACCAUCAGUAUCCUUCCUCAGCACUUUGAUAGUGAUUUCAAUUACUCACAAACCCCCAAAUUUCUGGCCACUUGGAUGUCUGAAACUGGAAUUCGAGGACAGUCUAACCGUCACUGUCAGCGCUGCACAAAGGACGAUACUGGCCUACCACCAUUUUUUGAAAGGAACCGUCUUGCAUGGGAACAGCCGGACAUGGAUGCUAUGAUGGCUGAGUGUGACUUGCCUUACCAGUUGGAGGUUUAUGGGGUUAAGUACUGGAUGCGCACACGUGGGUAUUGGGACGGUGCUCAUUUCUGGUGUAAGGUCAUACGCACAGUCCAAGGCCUGACUGCUGUGUGGUAUCAUAACGAUAUGUUGAAUGGUGGUAACGCAAGCUUAAUAAGUACUGAUUUACAAGAUAUUGGUGGUCCUUCUCCAAAGACAAGCUGGGCAAUGUAUUCACGGCAACCUACAGCUGACGAAAGUGUUAUCAUUGAGGAGGCUAAGGACUCCAUCAAACAGAUGGAUAAAUCUCUGGUGUUGGAUGGAAACCGCGAAGGUGUCAAGUCACUUCUGGCCUCACUCACUCCAGAAGAAAUAGAGGAUAUGUUUGCCUCCGAUGGAAACACCGAAGAAGAAAAUUGUUCCAAACUGGAAAAAAAAGAGGCAAAACCCAAGAAGAAAGCUCACAAGAAGAAAAGCAAAGCCUACCAGGUCUUGACAGCUGAGGAGCGUGCGCUGGACGACAUCUCAGAUGAAGACAAACAUUGUGAACAAGGCCAGCAAGAAGAUGGGGUGGAAAGUGAAAUCGAAGUAGUGUCGUCCAAACCCAAAGGAAGGAUGAAAUCCACAGCCAAGAUACAAGCCCGCCCACGUCCAGUGGCCGUGGUGCAGACAAAGGAUCCAGUUUCAAAGUCAAAAACAAACGACCCAAAACCAGUAACAAAGAAACUCAAGGGCUGGAAAGGAUAUGAAAUGGUUGCAGAGGGGGCCGUAGAAGAGUCUCAUGAAGGUGAGGAGGAGCCAGUUGAGCAAGCGGAGAGGGGGGUGAGGACGUCAAAGCGUAAAAGAUGA
This is a messenger RNA of Melampsora larici-populina 98AG31, 2958 nucleotides long. RefSeq lists its product as uncharacterized. The transcript has 13 exons. NCBI's taxonomy places the organism in Eukaryota, Fungi, Basidiomycota, Pucciniomycetes, Pucciniales, Melampsoraceae. The coding region runs from base 1 to 2958 and encodes 985 amino acids. The record is from RefSeq and is a predicted model, not a curated record.